Molecule: messenger RNA, 1129 nt
Organism: Solanum verrucosum
Lineage: Eukaryota; Viridiplantae; Streptophyta; Magnoliopsida; Solanales; Solanaceae
Product: cytokinin riboside 5'-monophosphate phosphoribohydrolase LOG3
Exons: 7
Coding region: 74-736 (220 amino acids)
Biological process (GO): cytokinin biosynthetic process
Cellular component (GO): cytosol; nucleus
Molecular function (GO): hydrolase activity, hydrolyzing N-glycosyl compounds
Source: RefSeq, a predicted model, not a curated record
CUCUCUUUCAGAAUAAUAACAUACCAAGUUUCUUAUUUUAUAAUCUAAUUUGCAGAAAAAGUUGGAAAAAAAAAUGGAGAGGGAGAGUGGUGUUGUAGUAAAGGGUUCAAAAUUCAAGAGGAUUUGUGUGUUUUGUGGAAGUAGUCAAGGCAAGAAGAGUAGCUAUCAAGAUGCUGCUAUUGAGCUUGGCAAAGAAUUGGUGUCAAGGAAUAUUGAUUUGGUCUAUGGAGGAGGUAGCAUAGGCCUUAUGGGUUUGGUUUCACAAGCUGUUCAUGAUGGUGGGCGCCAUGUUAUUGGGGUCAUUCCCAAGACACUCAUGCCUCGAGAGCUAACUGGUGAAACAGUAGGAGAAGUGAAGGCUGUUGCAGGUAUGCAUCAAAGAAAAGCAGAGAUGGCUAGGCAUUCUGAUGCUUUUAUUGCCUUGCCAGGUGGUUAUGGAACUCUUGAGGAGCUGCUUGAAGUGAUAACCUGGGCGCAACUAGGCAUCCAUGAUAAGCCGGUAGGAUUGUUGAAUGUGGAUGGAUACUACAAUUCAUUAUUGUCAUUUAUCGACAAAGCUGUUGAGGAAGGUUUCAUCAGCCCAAAUGCACGCCACAUCAUUAUAUCAGCACCAUCGCCAAAGGAGCUAGUGAAGAAACUGGAGGAAUAUGUUCCUUGCCAUGAAGGCGUUGCUUCUAAGUUGAUCUGGGAGACGGAACAAAUUGGUUACCCUCAAGCACAUGAAAUUUCAAGAUGAAAGCUGGAUUCGCAGCAUACUAUUACGCGUUAGGACAUGAUAAUAUCGUAUUAUUACUGGAACAAGCUAACCUGAAAUUCUAAAUUUUUGUUAUGGGAAAUUAAGGGUGCUCUUUUUUUUGUUUUUCACCACCCUGUAAAUUUCUCUAGAAAUGACAAACAUAUCUCAACUCCCCCUUUUGUUCCCUUCAAGUAGAAAUUUCCUUAUUUACUGUAAGAUGUAACUAUUUAAGAUAUGCAUAUGGUAUUCUUCUCUAAUGUUUUACUAAGUCUGCAGUGUAGUUCUGUAUUUCUUGUCCUUUUGUAUUACCUCCUUUGUUUCAAUUUGUUAGUCUGGUUUUGACUUGACACGGUGUUUAAGAAAAUAAAAAAGACCUUUGAAUCUUGUGGUGUU